Rodentolepis nana is the source of this 513-nucleotide messenger RNA. The record is from the annotation of a GenBank genome assembly. NCBI's taxonomy places the organism in Eukaryota, Metazoa, Platyhelminthes, Cestoda, Cyclophyllidea, Hymenolepididae.
AUGGCUGACUACAAGACAAUUUUCUUCUCCAUUGACAAGGAGAAAAACCAUUAUAUCACAAUCAAGGAUUUGGAGGAUUAUGUGAAGGAAAAUCGAAUGAGCCCAACGGUUGUGGAGAGAUGGAUCCGGUUAUUUGAUCCAAAAGGAACUGGAAAAAUUACCCUAGAAGCAUUCUGUGAAACCCUACAAGAAGAUAUGGACGAGUUAUUGAAGCAGUAUCCUUCAGUAACUGUUCAACAAAUUCAAAUAAUUGAACAAGAAAUGUCAGAAAGAAUGAUGGAAGAUAUUUUAAAAGCAACGCGAAAAGCAGUUGAGGAAAAUCCAGGUGACCUUCAAAGACAAGCAGAGAAAAUCAAGGUGCAUGCAGAAAAUCGUUACGGUGAAGUGUGGCACGUUUUCAUAGUGAAUGGUUCAAAUGGUUACUUCUACUCACAUAUGCCAAAUCACUCGCUGUCAUUCUUCUUCUCUGGUAACCACUACAUUAUUUUCUGCACUCCCAGCAUGGCUCACUAG